AUGUCAUUCCCACCGCCUCCUGUUUCUUCGGUGUUAGAUGCCAUUGGCAACACACCGGUCGUUCAGCUCAAGCACAUUGUCCCGAAAGACAGCGCCGAUGUGUUCGUCAAACUCGAAUACAUGAGUCCCACGGGGUCUUACAAGGAUCGAAUGGCUCGAUCUAUGAUAGAAGAAGCUGAGCGCCGUCUGGACCUUACGCCCGACAUGACAGUUGUCGAAGCCACCGGCGGCAGCACUGGAUCUUCGCUGGCCUUUGUCUGCGCCGUCAAGGGCUACAAGUUCAUGGCACUCUCUUCCGAUGCGUAUGCAAAAGAGAAACUACGAACAAUGGCUGCGUUUGGCGCAGCUGUCGAUAUCACGCAUAGCCCUACGGGCAAAGCAACAGCGGAUCUUAUGGCAUCAAUGAAGUCUCGGGCCACAGAUCUGGGGUCAAACGACAAGUAUUUCCACACCGAUCAGUUCAGCAACUGCGAUGCACUUGUGGGAUAUGCAAAGAUUGGCCAAGAGCUUUUGAGCCAAUUCCCAGAGGGCUUCGAAGUGUUCUGUGGCGCCUUCGGCACGGCUGGUAUGAUGAUGAGUGUUUCCAGCGUCAUCAAAGCCACCAACCCAAACAUUCGAGUUGUCCUCCUGGAACCGGAGUCCGCAGCCCUGUUAGCUCACAGUCGGAGAGGCUCCCAUGCUGUUGAUGGCAUUGCACCCGGCUUUAUCUCGACUCACGUUGACGAAACGUUGCAAUGUGCCCUAGUUAUUCUAGGGGCAUUCAUGAUCAACUUUACUACCUGCGGGGUCAUCUUCAGUUUCGGGGUUUAUCAGGAGCAUUAUGAGACUAUGGUACUCCACGAUGACAAUCCUUUCACUGGCGCAUCGGCAGCCUCUAUCGACCUCAUUGGCACCCUUUCCGCGUCUCUGAUGACAAUAUCAGCUCCAUUUGUGAUGGCGUGGACAAAGUACUUCAGGCCUAAGUACGUUAUAUGGACUGGCGGAAUACUCUUUGGUGUCGCGGGCAUUCUGGCGAGCUUCGGUAAAGCACUUUGGCACUUCCAGCUGGCUCAGGGAAUGCUGUUUGGAAUUGCUGCGGGGCUUUCGUUCAUUCCAUCCAUGACUAUUGCCCCUACAUGGUUUGAUGGCCAAAGGGGCGUCGUCAUGGGCGUGAUAUCAGCAGGCACCGGCAUCGGUGGAUUGGUUUGGGCACCAGCAACGUCGGCCUGCAUCAGCGAAUUCGGCUUCCGAAACACUCUUCGACUGGUGGCUUCCUUUAAACUGCCUCCAUUUAGCGCCUCCUACUAUACGCCAGUCUUCUUCAUAGUCUUGUACAGCAAGGCUUUGGGGUACAAUGAGAAGGAUGGCGCAAAUCUGACCGCGCUCAGUAAUGCCUGCAACGCCAUCGGGAAGGUUUCCGCAGGACUUUUAGGAGAUCGUUUGGGAAGGCUCAACUCGUACUUCCUAACGACCUUCAUCACGGCAGUCAUCAUCAUAGGCUUAUGGCUCCCGAGCACGAGCGUUGGGAACGGGAAUGAAGCAAUGAGCCGGCAGCUUUUUAUUGCCUUCACCAUUCUAUAUGGUCUUUUCGCGAGCGCGUUCAUCAGUCUAUUCCCUGUGGCCCUGGUAGAGCUCUUUGGUGUCGAUAUGCUCCCUCGUUUGGCUGGAGUCAUGUACAUGCUCCAAGGCUUAGGCACUCUUGUGGGCACGCCCAGUGCUGCGGUCUUGAUCUCCAGCUACAAUGGCUCUGUAGAGCCCAGCAGCUACACCCCUGUGGCAGCCUUUGUGGGUGCCCUCAUGGUAGCAACUACCGUGGCGGUGGCUGGAAUCCGCUUUGGAUACGGCAUACCUCUCAUCUGCCCGGGUGCCCACAUCGGCCACGGCGCGGCCCCACAAGCUCCGUUUGUGGCGGUGCAUUAUGCCAUCGGCUUCGCCGAUAAGGCAGCCAGAUGA
This is a messenger RNA of Colletotrichum karsti, 1932 nucleotides long. RefSeq names its product monocarboxylate transporter. The record is from RefSeq and is a predicted model, not a curated record. Gene Ontology annotation, molecular function: transmembrane transporter activity. NCBI's taxonomy places the organism in Eukaryota, Fungi, Ascomycota, Sordariomycetes, Glomerellales, Glomerellaceae. Gene Ontology annotation, cellular component: cytoplasm. The transcript is spliced from 4 exons. The coding region runs from base 1 to 1932 and encodes 643 amino acids. Gene Ontology annotation, biological process: L-cysteine biosynthetic process; transmembrane transport.